This is a messenger RNA of Trichomonas vaginalis G3, 1326 nucleotides long. RefSeq names its product spectrin binding. Lineage: Eukaryota; Parabasalia; Trichomonadida; Trichomonadidae. The transcript has a single exon. Gene Ontology annotation, biological process: regulation of transcription by RNA polymerase II. The record is from RefSeq and is a predicted model, not a curated record. The coding region runs from base 1 to 1326 and encodes 441 amino acids. Gene Ontology annotation, molecular function: transcription factor binding.
AUGGAAUUCAUUCAUUCCUACUAUCCUGAAAAUGACAGAGGAAACAUGCUAAAUGAUAGUGAAAGUUUCUCAAUAAUUAUUAAUGAUAAAUGCUUAUCAGCACCAAAAUCAAAAUUAAUAAUUUGCUCAAAUACUGUUCACAAUGAGAUAAAAAUAGAUAAAACAAGGAAAUCAAUGAAUUUUAAUUUGAAUUUGGCUCACAAAGACUCAAUAAAUUUAAUUUCUCAAUGGGUCAAUAAUGGACAUCUUGAUUUUCCAAAUGAAAAACAAUAUUUCAGAGAUAUUUUCGAAAUAGGAAGAGUAUUAAAUAGUGAAUUCUUAACCAAAAUCUUCUAUGACUAUAUCAAAGAUUCAGAAAUCAACAUUGAAAACUUCAUGGACAUAUAUGAUUCAGCUUCAAUACAAAAAGAUGAUCAGAAGGCCAAUAAAUGCAUUUUUUUCUUUGCAUCUAAAAUGAAUGAAUUCACAGAAGAUUUUAUCACUAAAACAUUCAAAAACUGUGGAUAUGAUUUCUCUGAGAAUGUUUUGAAGUCAAACUCAUUAAGAAUUACAUCAGAAGACUCUUUAUGUAACAUAAUCAUUUCUUUAAGUAAAGCAAAUAGCAAAUUCUUUGAACUUUUGAAAUAUGUUAGAGUUGAAUACUGUAGCAAAAAUAUCAUUGAAAAAAUCUCGAAUUUUGCAGAGGAACAUGGUCAAGAAUCUAUUUCAAGUAUUGUAUUCAAGAAUGCAUUGAUGCAUCAUCCAAGAAUUCUACACAAACUCAGUCUUUCUGUUACCAAUGAAUUACAUAUCAAUGAUAAAACAGAUCAAAACACGAGAGAAUUAAGAAGUUUAAGAAAAUCUAGUGAUGAUUUUGAUAAAAUAUAUGGAGUACUUGAGAAAGCUAUAAAAGAUGAUGAUUUUAGCACAAUACAAGUUGCUGUUGAUGAAAAAUAUACAAAUGUAUACAAAUAUGGGUCUAUGAUAAGAAACGCCAUGUGGAGUGACAAUUUACCACUUGUAAAGUCAUUGAUUCAUUUCGGAGAAGAUCUAAGAAAUAAAUUUAUUUUUAAAGGAACAAUUCUUCAUGGUUAUUGCGAGAUUGGGAAUUUAGAUGGCGUUAAAUAUGCUCUUAAUUUUAUUGAUAUAAACGCAAAAGUUGAAAAUAAUUUCACUCCUCUUUUUAUAGCUGCUAUACAUGGCCAUGAUGAAAUAUGCAAAUAUCUCUGCUCUCAGAAAAAUAUUGAUAUAAAUGCUAGAGACAUAUUUUCUUACACAGCUCUUUAUUAUGCAAGAAAUCACCAAAGCACAUAUAAUCUUCUUAAAAGUCUUGGUUGCACAGAAUAA